Dimorphilus gyrociliatus is the source of this 1690-nucleotide messenger RNA. The record is from the annotation of a GenBank genome assembly. Lineage: Eukaryota; Metazoa; Annelida; Polychaeta; Dinophilidae.
UAAAAAUAAAACAUACGUCAUUUUGUGCUACCCGAAAUUCUGUCCAAAUUUAUUAACGAGAUUUCAGACCUUAAUGAUAAAGGCUGCUUGUUAACAGCUAAAGUGGUAGUCAUCGAUGUUUUCUCCCGAUCAAAAGCCAGUUUUUGGAGAAAAAACCAAAAAAUUGAGAGAAAUAUUCGAAGGCAAUAACUCUAACAAUUGGCUGACAAGCAAUGAAUUGAGAAAAUGUUUACAUAUUUUAGAUAUUUAUCCUGCAGAAUCGCAAGUUGUUGAAUACGUUCACGACGCGUGUCAAAUAUCAGGGCGAUUGGAAAAAAAGAUAUCAUUCGGUGAAUUUUGCUAUAUUGUUAGCGUUUUAGAAGAUGAAUAUAGAAAAUGUUCCGCGGACAGAAAAUCUCCCAACGCGACUCCACCAAAAUGUAGACAAUGUGGAGAUUUCAUUUUUUUAGGCGGAUCUUGUAAUCCUACAACGUGGAGAGGAGAUACUGUUAUCCCUUUUUUAAUGAAACAUAACCUGACUUUUUAUAACCCACAAAGAGAUGAUUGGAGCGAGGAGUUAGUACAACAAGAAACUGAGGCUAAGGACCGUGCAGAAGUUCUAUUUUUUGUGAUUGAUAACGUUACUAGAUCAACAGCCUCCAUGGUAGAGUCUGCCAAUCUGGCAGCUAAAGGGAAACCUUUAAUUCUUAUAAUCAAACGCUUCGAUGGACCACAUAAAGAAGUCGCAGGCGAAAAGCUUUCUGAAAUAGAAUAUGAAGAUUUAUGUCGAAGUCAUGCCUACCUAACUCAUUUAGUAGAAAGACGAGGUAUUCCAGUUUUUAGUGAUAUAGAUGUUGCGCUUGAGUGCCUUCGUCGCGUUUUACACGAGGACAUUCCCCUUGAGGAGCUCACUUUGAAAGAUGGUGCCAUCCCAGUUAAGCAUCCGCACGUUAGGAUAUCCGAUAAAUUCCGGCAAAUAAAGGAAGCAUUCGACAAGCAUGGUGCUGAUUAUUUAAAUAGAGAUGAAAUAAACGAAGCUUUUAAAUAUUUAACAUCCGCUGAUUUGCCGAAAUGGGUCUGGCAUUCUUCUGGCCCAGAUAAAAAGUUCAAUCUAGAAGAGUUUUACUGUUUAGUUACAGAAUUUAAAAACGAACGACAGUUGAGCGUUGCAUCAAUCCUUAGAGGAAUUGUUCGUUUUCCCAUAGUUAUUUACGAUUGGUUAAUUGGUCGUUCUCAAAGUUGUCCAGAGUUGAUACGAACAAAAUCAGUUCAAGAUUAUGAUAUUUUCUUAGGAGGGACUUGCGCAGAUUCAUUAUGGAGAGAGGAAAUAGCAAUACCUAUAUUAGACAAAGCAGGUCUCACCUACUAUAAUCCUAAGAAACAAGAAUGGACCACCAGAUACAUCGCUCGCGAAGCGUCAGUCAAGGACCAUUGUAAAGCACUUCUUUAUGUAAUAACAUCCCAGACACGAGGAAUUACUUCUAUGCUUGAGGCGGCUUACUACUCCGGAUUGGGUCGAAAAGUAAUUUUUUGUAUCUUAAGUAUUAACACGAAAAAAAUUUCUGGAGAGGAGUUAACUGAGAAUGCAAUCAAAGAUUACAACAGGGCUCGCACUUACUUAUUUGAAAUUACCCAAGAAUGUCCCCAUUUUCAAAAUAUUGAGGAUGCUGUCAGAGAAGCUGUUCGAAUUGUUCAAGAACAGAGCUAUUAA